UCAACUCCUUGACAGCAUUGCUGUAUGUGGACGUGCUUCCUUAUUUCUUCAAGACUGCCACUUCUGACGCCCCACUUAGAACACAGGGACUCGCGUUCCUUCUCGGCGUCCUCAUGACACUUUACAGCUGCAUUUGUAUUUACAUGGGAUCCGUCACCAGGGCUAUGAUCCUCGUAUACUCAGCAGCUGCUGGCCCAUGUAUAGGUUUGAUGCUUCUGGCGGUAGGAUUCCCAUUUGUACAUUCCAAGGGUGCCGGGAUUUCAACUCUACUCUUCUUCGCCAUUCAGCUGUACCUCCUAUGGCAAAGAAUAGACAAGAAAAUGUUGCCGCAGCGUAUGCCAGUAACGCUUCAGUACUGUCCAGGGAACACCACCUACGCACAGAAAAGAUUGAAUGAUACAUACACUUGGAGCAAACACAGAUCAGUGAAUUAUGAGACGCCAUCACUGAUUUCACCCUUUUGGAGCUCGUUAUUUUCUACUGCAGGAACGCUCCUCUUGGGAAUACUGAUUAGUAUUUCCACUGGCGAGCACAAGCGACUUCCUGCAGACCUCCGGUAUCUGAACCGUCCUCUUGCGAAGAUGUGGCUUAAGUUUCGAGUUAUAAGAGACAGUGAACCGCAAGAGGUACAGCGGGAGAAUGAGCUUGAGACAACAAAUACCGCCCUUGUUUCUGAAGAAGAAAUGAAGCCUGGUUCCGCAACUGUAUAAAUAAACGUACGAGACAAC
Molecule: messenger RNA, 728 nt
Organism: Dermacentor silvarum
Lineage: Eukaryota; Metazoa; Arthropoda; Arachnida; Ixodida; Ixodidae
Product: sodium-coupled monocarboxylate transporter 1-like
Exons: 7
Coding region: 114-710 (198 amino acids)
Source: RefSeq, a predicted model, not a curated record